AAAUCAAGACAACCAACAACAGGAAAAAUCUGCUACACCAACUCCUCCCAUACCUUUGAAUUCAGGCAAUGCAAAUGAUAAACUUAAUAAAUACAUUGUUAAUACGGAUAAAAGUGGUGAGCUGACUGUAACGGUACAGGGAGAUUUGACACAACAAGAAAAACGUGCUGUUUUUAUUACUGUCCAUGAUCUGGGUUGCAAUCAUAAUUCCUUCCAGGAAUUUGUCAACAGCCCCUGCAUGACAGAAAUCAAAGAACGUUCAUGUUUCAUACACAUCGAUGUGCCCGGACAUGCCGAUAAUGCCGAUGCACUAGCUGAAAGUUUUCAGUUUCCCACAUUGCAAAUGUUGGGUGAGGAUUUGGUAACGGUUUUGGAUUUUCUACAUGUUAAAUAUGUGAUUGGUUUGGGUGAGGGUGCUGGUGCCAAUGUGUUGGCUCGUUUUGGUUUGGCUCAUCCCACACGCGUGUUGGGUUUGAUUUUGAUCAAUGCUACCGGAAGUGCAGCCACGGUAAUGCAAUCAUUUAAAUCUAAGUUCAUACAAUGGAAAAACGAUGAGGUGGCCCAAUCGGCUGAAAGUUUCUUGAUGUAUCAUAAAUUUGGUCAUCAAUUGGUUGGCGAUAAUCCGGACAAGGAGAAGAUUGUUAACGAAUACCAGAAACGUUUAAGAGGCACUUUGAAUAGCAAAAAUGUGGGUCUUUAUGUCAAAGCAUUUAUGAAUCGCAAAGAUUUAACUUUGAAGGGCUGUAAGGUUGAUGUCAUUUUAAUCACUGGCAUGUUGAGUCCUUAUGCUUCGAUGGUGGAGAAGUUACAUCGUGAUGUUGAAAAGGAAAAGGUCACUAUGUUGAAAAUUGAAAGAGCUGGUGAUGUUUUAGCUGAUGCGCCCGCUAAAGUCGCCCAAUCGAUUCUAUUGUUCUGCAAAGGUCAAGGUCUCUUGACAUCCGUCAUUAUGCCGGGCGUUGAUCGUGGUCGGGCAUUUUCUACCAGUUCUGGUUCAUUCGAUGGCACCAACGGUACUCGCAAACUAUCAAGAGGGAUUUCCAUGGAGGACUACGACAAACCCAAUAUUCGUCGUUUAAGCAUCAUUAACAACGGGCAUCUCUUUAGCUAAACGUCAGUGUUAAGCAAUAUGGCUACACCGCCACCACCAACAAAACCUCCUAGAGGUGUAAAAUAUGGAAAAGAUGAGGCUGGCUGUGGUCUCAUUGUUAAUGUCAUCAAAUCGUUGGGUCUCAGCGAGACCAAUGAAGAACGUCAGAAAGAAAAGUCGAAAAUUGAAAAAGAAUUCAAGAAAUCUGAUCAAAGAUUAAAUGAUUUGGUAUCAAAACAUGACCAACAACUAUCGCAGGUUAUACCCCUGUUCACCAAAGUAUCCACAGAGGUAAAUAAUAGUCGCGAAAAGAUACAUGCGGUUAAGGAGAAUUUGAGUGCCUGCAAAAGACUGCUGCAAUGCAGGAGAGAGGAGUUGAAGAAAAUGUGGACAGAUGCUGUGCAGCAUAAACAUGUUUUAGUGAUGUUGGAACAAAUCAACGAUUUACGUAAAGUGCCUCAAAGUGUGGUUAGUUAUACAUCCAAACGCCAGUAUUUACAUGCCAGUAAAGUCCUAACCGAUGCUUUAAACUUAGUCAAUGGUCCUCUCAAAGAGGUGGAAGGUUUAGCUGACAUACGCUCCGACCUAAUGGGCCGUCGCCAACAUUUGUACCAACGUUUACACGAGGAAUUGGUGGCCCAAGUCUAUAAUAGUUCAGCCAAUGGCAUUUUAAAUGAUCUACAACGUUCCAAUUCUCAUCGUUUAAAUGCCAACUUCUCACGCAACAUUACCGCUAGACGUUCAACCGAUCGCAUUGAGGCUAAUGCCCGCGUACGCAAAGCCCUUCAAGAAAUGGCCCAAGGCGUGGAUCUUUCAAAAACGGAAAUCAUCGAAGAUGCAGAUCUUAUAGAUCCCGAACUAAGUAUGACCUAUUUUAUUGCCAUAAUUGUAGAGUGUUUUGGUAUGUUGCAAAAAGUACCCGAUUCCAUUGAGAAAUUGCGCGUGGGCAUUCAAACGGAAUUGCUGGAAAUUGUACGCACUACAACACGUCAAAUGAUUGAUAAUUCGAUAGCAUCGAAUGAACGUUAUCCUUUGUUGACCUUAUUGGAUGUUAUCUACAAACAAUUUAAGGCCAUUGCACGUACGCAUGCUACACUAUUGAAGAAUUUCUUGGUUGUCGUACAAAAGUAUCAGGUGGUGGGACCACAACAUUAUACAUUAACGGAUUUUUGGUCGCAGGCACAGUCGGUGCUGCAAUUGCUUUUAACCGAUUAUUUAGACAUUCAAAAUGCUUCCGCUGAAGAUGCUUCACAAUCUGCAUACAGUGAGCCCACUAACAAUAUUAAUACAUUUUUCCUAAGACGCAAAGUUCCAAGUACUAAAAAAUCUCUAUUUAAAUUUGAUAAAUCAUCGACUACAAAAACACCAACCACUGAGGGUUCAAAAGAACAUCGACGCAAUGUUUCGGAUGUUUCCAAUGACAAUUUGAAUGCCGCUUUAAAUGUUAGUGGCGGUAAGCCGGGUGGUGCCAGUUUUAAAACAACUCUUCCAUAUGAGAAACAACGUGAGAAACUAUUGAUUUGUACACCAGAUCAAAAUGUCAUAACUAAAGUGUAUUUACCCUUGAUGGCUUAUAUACAAGAAAUCGAAGGUUUUAUGAAAUGUAAACCAGGACAACCUUGCAGUCUUCAUGAUUUCAUUGACAACUACAUUAAGGAUACGUUCCUUUCCCAGGGCCACAAUUCUCAAUUACAACUGACCAUUGAUAGUUUUUCCAAAAAUCAAGAUGUUUGGCGAGCAAUUCUAAUGCCCGAAGAAAUGAAAUUAAUGAAUCUAUCACGACCUAUUUUACAAUCUACGGCCAGAGUUGAAAGAUGUUUAAUAGAAACCAAACAGCUUAUACAGGAUUUACCAUUUUACUCGGAGGAGCUAUUGAAAACGGUGUGUUCGGUGUUGAAAGACUAUAGGGAAAUAUGCCAGGCGGCUUAUCGUGGCAUUGUGCAGCCAGAUACCGAGGAUAAGAGAAUAUAUAGUGUGACUUGGUUAAAAGAUGAGGACAUUAGUAGAUUUUUAAAAACUUUACCUAAUUGGAUGGAUUUGAAAAAUUCCACCCAACCUCCUACUAAACAUAAUAAGAAACUACAUCGCAACACUUUUGAGACCUCAGAAGAAGAAAGUCCUGUUGAUGUACAACAACGUAACAUUAGAGAAGCCGAAAUGCUUAUCAGUAAUCUGGGCAAAGAUGGUAUUUCACAGCAGGAGAUUUUGGCCGAUAUUAGCGUGCUUAAAGAAUUGGCUAUACUGCAAGAAAGCAUGGAAUGGUUUUCGAGUCGUAUAUCAGAAUUUGCCAAUGAAUUAAGAAGACCUUUGGGCAAUGGCUUGACAACUGGUGUGGCUGUUAACGAUGGCACCAUUAAGGUUUUGACUAAUCUGGCUUUAGAAUUCGAUGAACUGGCCAAUACUUGUUUGCUGGUUUUACAUUUAGAGGUACGUGUGCAAUGUUUCCAUUAUUUGCGUUCGAAACGUCUUCAAACACGCUCUGAUAGUUUUAUUGAUUCCAAAGAUGACAUUUUGGAGCCGGAUCGUCAGGUCCAAGUGUUUACCAAACGUUUGUCGGAAAUGGAUGAAGCUUUUAGAAACACUUUGCAUCCGAGAAAAACAAAGUACAUUUUUGAGGGUUUGGCCCAUUUUGCGGCUCGUAUUUUAAUACAAGCCUCCAAUGCUAUUGAACACAUCGAUCAAAUCACCGUACAGCGUAUGUGUCGCAAUGCCUUGGCAUUGCAGCAAACCUUAAGUAAUAUAACAGCUUCACGGGAAGUAGCACUCGAUCAAGCUAAACAAUUUUACGAAUUGCUGUGCAUGGAACCAGAUGUCAUACUCACCACACUUGUUGAGCAAGGUUUACAAUUCACAGAAUUGCAAUAUCUAAAUGCUUUACAAUUAUCGUGCAAAGCACGCGGCAUUACAGAUUCCAAUACUUUGGCCAAUUAUCAGCAAAGAUUAGCGGAUAUCUUGGGAGCAGAACCUUCCACGGGCAUAGUCGUAUAAUACAUAUAAAGAAUACAAAUAUUAGUGCAAGACAUGUUUUAACUAAUUAUUAGUAACUCUCUCUAUUGAUGUCAUUGUUUGCUUUGCUUUGCUUUCCUUUCAUUUUUAUUUUCUUUAAAGAGAAAUAAGUUAUAUUUACAUACAUAUAAAGAUAUAAACUUUUUUUUAGCUUUUAAGACUGUUUCUCUUAAGUUUUGUCUUUUCCAGCUUGAGUUAUACCAUACAAACAAACAAACAUACAUUAUUAUAUAAAUGGCAUGAGAAUUUUUUUUUAUUAUUAUUUUGGUUUUUAUUUAAGAGCUUAAAGUUUUUACCUUUGAAUAGUUAAUAUAAAGCAAGAGAAAUAUUUAUAUUUAUUUAAUGCAAUUUUUAAGUUCAAAUUUCAAUGUUUAAAGAAAACAAAAUAUAUGUUUACCUAUUUAAAAAAAAAGAAAGAAAACAAAUUCAUAUACUAACUACUAUUACAUAUUAACAAAACAAAAAAACACAUUUAUCGAAGGAAGCAGAAACAACAAAUUACUCAUUAAACAUGAAAAACAACAACGUUCAAUUCACUUGGUGAUGUUUAAACAAUUUUGCUUAACUAAGUUGUUCAUUAUUAAUUAAUUAUAUUAUAUAAUAUACAUUAUACAAGAAAAAACAAAAACAUAUGUAUUAUUUAAACAAAAACCAAUUAAAAAUGAAACAAAAAAUAGAAGAAAAUCUAACUCAAACAA
Messenger RNA from Calliphora vicina (urban bluebottle blowfly), 4791 nucleotides. Its product is annotated as exocyst complex component 4-like. Lineage: Eukaryota; Metazoa; Arthropoda; Insecta; Diptera; Calliphoridae. The transcript is spliced from 19 exons. Gene Ontology annotation, biological process: chemical synaptic transmission; exocytosis; Golgi to plasma membrane transport. Gene Ontology annotation, cellular component: growth cone membrane; synapse; exocyst. The record is from RefSeq and is a predicted model, not a curated record.